AUGGCCCGCGCCCGGCCCUCGGUGGCGGGCGGCGGUGGCGCGGCGCCCCCUGAGCGCGCGGGGCCCGGGCGGCCGCGGAAGAACCGGACCGGUCACUGCUGCGACCCCGAGCGCCCCGGGCUGCGAGCGGCGCCCCAGACCCCCGAGCCGGGCGCGGGCCGGCGGGCGGCAAAGUUGAGGCCGGGCCGCGGGUGGUGGGCGCUGCUGUUGCUCCAGCUGCACUUGCUGCGGGCGCUGGCGCAAGAUGAUGUUGCACCAUAUUUCAAAACGGAGCCGGGCCUGCCUCAGAUCCACCUGGAAGGGAACCGCCUUGUGCUCACCUGCCUGGCUGAAGGGAGCUGGCCUCUGGAGUUCAAGUGGAUCCGGAACGGCAGUGAGCUCACCACCUACACCAGCGAAUAUAAGUAUAUCAUCCCCUCUUUGCGGAAGCAGGACGCCGGGUUUUACCGCUGCGUGGUGCGGAACAGGAUGGGAGCUCUCUUGCAGAGAAAAUCGGAAGUUCAGGUGGCAUAUAUGGGGAAUUUCAUGGAUACAGACCAGAAGAAAACAGUUUCUCAAGGACACGCCGCUCUUCUCAACCUUGUGCCCAUCAUCAGCUGCCCCAGACCGCAAGUGACUUGGUUUAGAGAUGGGCACAAGAUCAUCCCAAGCAACAGGAUAGCCAUCACGUUGGAGAAUCAGCUGGUGAUCCUUGCUACCACAGCAAGUGAUGCGGGGGCUUACUACGUGCAGGCCGUGAAUGAGAGGAACGGAGAGAACAAGACGAGCCCGUUCGUCCACCUGAGUAUAGCACGAGAUACUGGCCCCCGCGAAGCCAUGGCCCCCAUGAUCGUGGUUGCCCCAGGCAACAGAAGUGUGGUGGCAGGGUCCAGUGAGACUACCUUGGAGUGCAUAGCCAAUGCCAGGCCCGUGGAGGAGCUGAGUGUGCAGUGGAAGAGAAACGGGGUUCGACUCACAAGUGGACUGCACAGCUACGGGAGGCGGCUCACCAUCAUCAACCCGACCUCGGCAGACACCGGGAUGUACGUGUGCGAGGCGACGCUCCGGGGCAGCGCGUUUGAGCCAGCCAGGGCCAAAGCUUUCCUUUCCAUCAUAGAGCCGCCAUAUUUCACCGCUGAGCCCGAGAGUCGGAUGCUAGGGGAAGUGGAAGAGACUGUGGACAUCCCAUGUCGAGCCAUGGGCGUUCCUCUUCCCACCCUCCAGUGGUACAAAGACGCCGUCCCCCUCAGCAAGGUCCAGAACCCGAGGUACCGAGUGCUCCCCAGCGGAGGCCUGCACAUUCAGAAGCUGAGCCCAGAAGACUCUGGAAUCUUCCAGUGCUUUGCCAAUAACGAGGGAGGGGAGAUCCAGACCCACACCUACCUGGAUGUGACCAAUAUUGCUCCUGCCUUUACCCAGCCUCCGGUGGACACCACGGUUACUGACGGGAUGACGGCUGUCCUGAGAUGUGAGGUGUCUGGGGCUCCCAAGCCCGCCAUCACGUGGAAGAGAGGGAACCACAUCCUGGCCAGUGGCUCUGUCCGGAUUCCCAGGUUCGUUCUGCUGGAAUCUGGGGGGCUGAGGAUAGCCCCUGUCUUCAUCCAGGAUGCUGGCAACUACACCUGCUACGCAGCCAACACCGAGGCCUCUGUGAACGCAUCUGCCAUGCUCACCGUGUGGAAUCGAACGUCCAUCGUUCACCCUCCAGAGGACCGCGUGGUGAUUAAGGGGACGACGGCCACCCUGUGCUGCGGAGCCACCCACGACCCUCGGACCUCUCUCCGCUACGUUUGGAAAAAGGACAACGUGGUCAUCACACCAUCGAGCAGCUCCAGAAUCGUGGUGGGGAAGGACGGGUCCCUUGUCAUCAGCCAGACAUGGUCAGGGGACAUCGGCGACUACACCUGUGAGAUUGUAUCCGAGGGGGGGAACGACUCCCGGACGGCACGGCUGGAAGUCAUUGAGCUGCCUCACCCACCCCAAAACCUCCUGGCCAGCUUGAGUCCUGCGCGCAGCCACUCGGUGACACUGUCCUGGGUCCGGCCGUUUGACGGAAACAGCCCAGUCCUUUACUACACUGUGCAGCUGUCUGAGAACAACUCCCCAUGGAAAGUGCAUCUGUCAAAUGUUGGCCCAGAGAUGACGAGCAUCACUGUGAGUGGCUUGACUCCAGCCCGAACCUAUCAGUUCAGAGUGUGUGCCGUGAAUCAGGUGGGCAAAGGCCAGUACAGCACAGAGACCAGCAGGUUGAUGUUACCAGAAGAACCACCGAGUGCUCCCCCAAAAAACAUUGUGGCCAGCGGGAGAACUAACCAGUCCAUCAUGGUGCAAUGGCAGCCACCACCUGAAACAGAACACAACGGGGUGCUUCGGGGAUACGUCCUCAGGUACCGCCUGGCCGGCCUGCCUGGGGAACACCAGCAGAAGAAUAUCAGCAGCCCAGAGGUGAACUACUGCCUGGUCACGGACCUCAUCAUCUGGACCCAGUACGAGAUCCAGGUGGCUGCCUACAACGGGGCAGGCCUGGGUGUCUUCAGCAGGGCUGUGACCGAGUACACUUUGCAAGGAGUGCCUACUGCACCCCCACAGAAUGUGCAGGCAGAGGCUGUGAAUUCCACCACCGUGCACUUCCUGUGGAACCCACCACCCCAGCAGUUCAUCAACGGCAUCAACCAGGGAUACAAGCUUCUAGCAUGGCCAGCAGAUGCUCCCGAGACUGUCACUGUGGUCACUAUUGCUCCCGACUUCCACGGAAUCCACCACGGCUACAUAACAAACUUGAAGAAGUUCACAGCCUACUUCACAUCCGUCCUGUGCUUCACCACCCCGGGGGAUGGGCCUCCGAGCACACCUCAGCUUGUGUGGACCCACGAAGACAAACCGGGAGCUGUAGGGCACCUGAGCUUCACGGAGAUUUUGGACACGUCUCUCAAGGUCAGCUGGCAGGAGCCCCUGGAGAGAAAUGGCGUCAUUAUGGGCUAUCAGAUUUCCUGGGAGGUGUACGGGAAGAAUGCCUCUCGGCUCACACGCACUCUCAACAGCACGACCCACGAGUACAAGAUCCAGGGACUGUCCUCUCUCACCACCUACACCAUCGAUGUGGCUGCCGUGACGGCCGCAGGCGUGGGCCUGACCACAUCAUCCACCAUCUCUUCGGGUGUACCCCCAGACCUUCCUGGUGCUCCAUCCAACCUGGUCAUCUCCAACAUCAGCCCGCGUUCAGCCACACUCCAGUUCCGGCCAGGCUAUGAUGGGAAGACGGCCAUCUGCAGGUGGAUUGUGGAGGGGCAGGUCGGCGCCAUCGGGGAUGAGGAGGAGUGGGUCACCCUCUAUGAGGAGGAGAAGGAGCCUGAUGCCCAGAUGCUGGAGAUCCCAAACCUCACGCCCUACACACACUACAGGUUUCGAAUGAGGCAGGUGAACAUCGUGGGUCCCAGCCCCUUCAGCCAGUCAUCCAGGGUCAUCCAGACCUUGCAGGCCCCACCUGAUGUGGCUCCAACCAGCAUCACUGUCCGAACGGCCAGCGAGACCAGCCUGCGGCUACGCUGGGUGCCCCUGCCCGAUUCCCAGUACAAUGGGAACCCCGAGUCUGUGGGCUACAGGGUGAAGUACUGGCGUUCAGACCAACCAUCCUCAGCGCUUGCCCAGGUCGUCAGUGACCGGCUGGAGAGGGAGCUGACCAUCGAGGAGCUGGAGGAGUGGACAGAGUAUGAAUUGCGGAUGCAGGCCUUCAACGCCAUCGGGGCUGGGCCCUGGAGUGAGCUGGUGCGGGGCCGCACACGGGAGUCAGUCCCUUCAGCUGCUCCAGAAAAUGUGUCUGCAGAGGCUGUCAGCUCCACCCAGAUCCUACUGACAUGGGCUUCAGUCCCUGAGCAGGACCAGAACGGGCUCAUCCUGGGCUACAAGAUUCUAUACCGUGCCAAAGACCUGGACCCAGAGCCCAGGAGCCAUGUGCUGCGAGGGAACCACACACAGUCCGCUCUCCUGGCUGGCCUGCGCAAGUUCGUGGUGUAUGAGCUCCAGGUGUUGGCCUUCACACGCAUCGGGAAUGGCGUCCCCAGCUUGCCCCUCAUCCUGGAGCGGACCAAAGAUGACACCCCAGGUCCCCCCGUGCGGCUGGUGUUCCCUGAAGUGAGACUUACUGCCGUGCGGAUUGUGUGGCAGCCCCCGGAGGAGCCCAAUGGUGUGAUUCUGGGGUACCAGAUUGCCUACCGCCUGGCCAGCGGCAGUCCCCACACCUUCACCACUGUCGAGGUGGGUGCCACAGUGCGGCAGUUCACAGCCACCGAGCUGGCCCCGGAGUCUGCAUACAUCUUCAGGCUGUCUGCUAAGACGAGACAGGGCUGGGGCGAGCCGCUGGAGGCCACAGUAAUCACCACUGAGAAGAGAGAGAGGCCAGCACCCCCCAGAGAGCUCCUGGUACCCCAGGCAGAGGUGACAGCGCGUAGCCUACGGCUCCAGUGGGUCCCUGGCAGUGACGGGGCCUCCCCGAUCCGGUACUUCACCGUGCAGGUCCGAGAGCUGCCUGGUGGAGAGUGGCAGACCUACUCCUCCUCCAUCAGCCACGAGGCCACAGCCUGUGCCGUGGAAAGGCUGAGGCCUUUCACCUCCUACAAGCUACGCCUGAAGGCCACCAAUGACAUUGGGGACAGUGACUUCAGUGCAGAAACAGAGGCUGUGACCACACUGCAAGAUGUUCCAGGAGAGCCACCAGGGUCUGUCUCAGCCACGCCGCACACCACGUCCUCGGUGCUGAUCCAGUGGCAGCCUCCCCGGGAUGAGAGCCUGAACGGCCUUCUGCAAGGCUACAGGAUCUACUACCGUGAGCUGGAGUCUGAGACAGGCCCGAGCCCCGAGGCCAAGACACUCAAGAGCCCCUCUGCCUUACGUGCUGAUCUCACAGCCCAAAGCAGCUUCAAGACCGUGAACAGCAGCUCCACGUUAACCACCUACGAGUUAACAGAUCUGAAGAAGUACAGGCGCUACGAAGUCAUCAUGACGGCUUAUAACAUCAUCGGCGAGAGCCCAGCCAGUGUGCCCGUGGAGGUCUUCGUCGGUGAGGCUGCUCCAGCGAUGGCCCCACAGAACGUCCAGGUGAUCCCACUCACGGCCAGCCAGCUGGAAAUCACAUGGGACCCACCACCCCCAGAGAGUCAGAACGGGAACAUCCAGGGCUACAAGAUUUACUACUGGGAGGCAGACAGCCGCAACGAGACGGAGAAAAUGAAGGUCCUCUUCCUCCCCGAGCCUGUGGUGAAGAUCAAGAACCUCACCAGCCACACCAAGUACCUGGUUAGCAUCUCAGCCUUCAAUGCUGCGGGCGAUGGCCCCAAGAGUGAGCCCCGGCAGGGACGCACACAUCAAGCCGCUCCCGGACCCCCCAGCUUCUUGGCAUUCUCAGAAAUAACCUCCACCACGCUCAACGUGUCCUGGGGGGAGCCAUCAGCUGCCAACGGCGUCCUCCAGGGCUAUCGAGUGGUGUAUGAGCCUUUAGCACCUGUGCAAGGAGUGAGCAAGGUGGUGACCGUGGAUGUAAAAGGGAACUGGCAGCGCUGGCUGAAGGUGCGGGACCUCACCAAGGGAGUGACCUAUUUCUUCCGGGUCCAGGCGCGGACCAUCGCCUAUGGGCCGGAGCUCCAAGCCAACGUCACUGCAGGACCAGCGGAGGGGUCCCCAGGCUCUCCAAGAAACAUCCUUGUCACCAAAUCUGCCUCCGAGCUGACCCUGCAGUGGACUGAGGGAAACCCCGGGAACACUCCCACUACAGGCUACGUCAUUGAAGCCAGGCCGUCAGAUGAAGGCUUGUGGGACAUGUUUGCAAAGGACAUUCCCCGGAGCGCCACAUCAUACACCGUGGGCCUGGACAAGCUGCGGCAAGGGGUGACCUACGAGUUUCGGGUGGUAGCUGUGAACAAGGCGGGCUUUGGGGAGCCCAGCCGCCCUUCCAUGGCAGUGUCAGCACAAGCUGAGGCCCCGUUCUAUGAGGAGUGGUGGUUCCUAUUGGUGAUGGCGCUCUCCAGCCUCCUCCUCGUCCUCCUGGUGGUCUUCGCACUGGUCCUGCAUGGGCAAAGCAAGAAGUAUAAGAACUGCGGCACAGGUAAGGGCAUCUCCAACAUGGAAGAGUCAGUGACCCUGGAUAACGGAGGGUUUGCCGCCUUGGAGCUCAACAGCCGCCACCUCAAUGUCAAGGGCACCUUCUCAAAAAAGAACGGAACCAGAUCCCCACCCCGACCAAGCCCCGGAGGUCUACACUACUCCGAUGAGGACAUUUGCAACAAGUACAACGGCGCCGUGCUGACCGAGAGCGUGAACCUCAAGGAGAAGUCGGUGGAUGGGUCGGAGUCUGAGGCCUCCGACUCAGACUACGAGGAAGCCCUGCCCAAGCACUCCUUCGUCAAUCACUACAUGAGCGACCCCACCUACUUUAACUCUUGGAAGAGGCGUCCCCCUGCCGCGGCACCACACAGAUACGAGGCGGUGGCAGGGGCCGAAUCCGGCCCGCAUCUGCAUACGGUCAUCACCACACAGAGUGCGGGUGGAGUCUACACACCAGCUGGCCCCGGAGCCCGGGCCCCCCUCACUGGCUUCUCCUCCUUCGUGUGACGUCACGCCUCCAUCAGGGUAGACGGGUGCAGAACUUCUGGAGUCUAUUUUUGUUAAGACAAUCAACUCCGAUAACUGAGCUGAAUUUUUUUGUUUAAAAAUAAUAAUAAUAAUAAUUCUGAUAAGCGAUCUUACCUACUGGUGAAAACUAGGAUUCACUUAGGAAGGUUUUUUUUUUAAUGGCUUUUUGUAACAUCGCUGCAGGAAGCGGGUUUCUUUGUGUUCUUUUCUUUUUAAGAGAAGGUAUCUCCCUGGUGCAAUAGCUCGGCACCGCCGGCGGGGGCGCUCUCGACACACCCCAGCCCUGGGCUUCUCUGGCCUCCAAACCAUCUGGGAAGGGGAG
This is a messenger RNA of Acomys russatus (golden spiny mouse), 6925 nucleotides long. RefSeq names its product sidekick cell adhesion molecule 1 (gene Sdk1). Gene Ontology annotation, molecular function: protein binding. The coding region runs from base 1 to 6582 and encodes 2193 amino acids. The transcript has 45 exons. The record is from RefSeq and is a predicted model, not a curated record. NCBI's taxonomy places the organism in Eukaryota, Metazoa, Chordata, Mammalia, Rodentia, Muridae.